UUAGAUACACCAAUCGUGAGUAUACUAUCGUCAAGUGAGCAACGUUGAUGCAAUGACCGGAUUUUUUGCCUUUUCGUUUAGUUGUCGGAUUUUUGCGUUGUAUUCGAACAUACACAAACUUAUACAGAUAACUUGCGAACAUCAGGUCAUUCCAUUGCGAUCUAAUCCAUUAAGUUGCGCAUUUUUGUAUAUGCGUGUGAAAUGAAAGUGGGAUCAUUGAAUAUGUUACGAAUCGACAUAUUUUCACUUCCCGUCUUACGGUCAACCGGUCAAAAGGAGCUGGCGAUUUUUACUUGCAUAGACACAACUCCAAAUGCAAAUUAUUCGUGAAAAUAAGCAUACCACCGCAUCCAUAUGCCUACAUACAUACAUUCAUAGCGGUUUAUUAGUAUCGACUUGUAAAAAUUCUCAUGUAUUUGUGAAAAUGAGCAAAUUCUCGAACGGCGCCAUUUUUUUCGCCACAAAAAUUUAAAUUCCAGCCAUCACACAAUAUCAUGUAACAGUGCAGUGGAACAGCAAAAUCGGAAAAGUGAAUACGUACUGUAAUUUCGGUAGGCGAAAGACGUUUUACUGAAAGGAGUUUUAUAGCUUAACAAGAAAAAAUAUCUGAAUAAUACUUAUUUUACGUAUUUAAAAUGUUAAACAAACAACAAGGGAUAAAUGUAUAAUUAAAAAUAAUAUGUGUGCAUGUGCAUGAUAACCAACGUUUUUAUAUGUAUACAAGUACCAUCGCAUAUACAUACGUAUACAUAUGUAAAUAUAUUGUGGAAUGUAUAAGUUUUUACAUGAGAAGGAAAAUAAAACCAAAUAUCUUAGGCAAUCGCGAAUGCAGUUGGAAUGCAAAGAGAUACCUAAUUUAACUUUUGUAUGUACAUAUGUAUGCUUAUAUGUAAAUACAAUUAAAGUGUGUUCAUGUAUAAACGGUCAGGGUGGUGAAAAUGUAAAGAAACGAAUUGAAUUAAGAACCACUUCAAGACCACCAAAACCAGAAAAUCAACUUUGUUAACGUCUUUUUCCACUAGGUUUGAAUGCGCCUUUCAUUAUCUACAUUUUAUCGUAGUAAAAAGCUUACUAAUCGUUAAAAAUGAGUGAUUCUACCCCAAUUUGCCGAUGUCGCGUACUUUAUUUGGGUAGUGCCGUUCCGCGGCAAAGUAAGGAUGGGCUACAAGGAAUUCAAGAGCCCUUGAGAACUCUUUAUCCUUCCGAAGGUGCGGUUGGUGCUAAAGGUAUAGACUCAUGGCUAAGUGUUUGGUCAAAUGGAGUUCUACUUGAAAACGUUGAUGAAAAUUUAAAACAAAUCACCCGAUUUUUUCCUAUUGAAUCUCUGCACUACUGCGCGGCUGUACGACAAGUUUUAAUACCAGAACGGGGAAAUUCUAAGCCAGAACCAAAAUUCUUACCACUUGACUCUCCAUUCGCUCGAAUGCCCCGCGUCCAACACCCACCAAUAUUUGCCGCUAUUCUACGACGAACAACCGGCAUCAAAGUCCUUGAAUGUCACGUGUUUAUUUGUAAACGAGAAGCUGCCGCGAAUGCUCUAGUCAGAUGUUGUUUUCAUGCUUACGCCGAUAAUUCGUAUGCCCGCCAAUUGGAGUCUGGUAGUUCUGGGGGUGGUGUUGGCAGUAGUGUCUAUGGAACGCUCAAAAGUGUCGUUGGAAGCAAAUCGAAUGGAGACUUAACACGUAUCGAGAUAACAAAUGGUAAUCAUCACCACAAAGGCCCGUCUUCAAGCCAAGAUGCAUGGUGUUCUCGAGCUAGCAGUACAACCACCCUAAACAGUGUUGGGAGGCAGUCCAAUGGACAUACGUUCAAUGGAACGAGUGACAUUAGCUUGAAUGGUGGAGGAAGCAAUGGAAGUGCCGCUGAAGGUUACACAUCUGUGAAAAAUUUUUACGGAAGCAGUGCAGAUUUAAACGUAAUGGUCGAUGAUGGUGAAACUUCUGUAUACAAUGGAGAUGAGAACCACAAGGUCUGGAAUGGUUCGCAAGAUCAACUUGAUUCUAUUGCAAUGGAAAGUCCGUAUGAAAUGUUUUCUGGUAACACAUCUACUUUGGGUCGCCCUGCUAGAGCUCGUCAAAUAAGUACACCCAUCGAUGUUCCUCCUCCACCAAUGAGAGAGGAAGCAAGUAAAAGACGUAAAGAUAAACAAGUGUUGAAAACAAUAGGCAGUCAAAGUCUCUCCGGCACACUUAUACGACCUAAGCCCAUACAUCCGGCUACAUUACAACGCACGAGAAUUUAUGCAGGCGUCCAGGGAAAUGCGAUUUAUGGCCCCGGCGUUGGGUCAGGAACAUUACCAUCGCCGCAAGGCUCCCGAAACUAUCACACAAUUAGUCAUCGAGGAUUUUAUAGUGGUUCACACUUUCAUCACGCUGGCAUACCACCGCCACCACAAAGGAUGCACCCACCACAUAUGGGUAUUCCAAUGCAAAUACCCGUGAUUAUGCCACAGCAAUAUGCCACUCUUCAAUCUACGCGAACUGCAAAGAAAAAUAAGAAAGAUAAGACAGGUAGUGGUAUACCCGUUGGAUUGCCCAUUGUGCCACCUAUAUACGCGUUUCAUCAGGCCAUGGGAGCACCUCCGCCACCACAAACAGCUAUUGCGCAACCCCUAAUUGGUGAACCACGACCCCUAGCAAUGUCGAAUCGCAAGAUAACGGUAUCCAUGGGCAAUGGACUGGACGAGGCUUUAAAUUCCGGCCCAGAAUCACCGGGUGGCACAGGAAUCUACCGUCGGAAAGGUCAUUUAAAUGAAAGAGCUUUUAGUUACUCCAUACGGCAGGAACACCGAAGCCGAAGUCAUGGCUCAUUAGCUAGUCUACAAUUUAACCCACCUGAUGUGAAGAAAGAACGAGAAAUCGCUCAAAUGAUCGCCGGUUUGGACCUACAUGAUGGCCACGAAAAAGAAAUGGAGCGAAAACACAUGCUCUCAAACAAUGGCGGGGGAGCUGGUAUUCAGCCGCCGCAAACAAUUUAUGGAAAUGGAGGGACCGCUGCCAUAUAUGGAAAUGACAUGAGUUUAGGUGGCUUUGGCAAACCCCGAAGAUAAAUAAGUUUAUUUGGAAGUAAUGACACAAUUUACAUAUGAACCUUACACAUGUACUUGUAUAAUCAAGUCUACACAUACAUUCGUGUGUAUACGUAUUUACAGUAUAUAGCAGAAAUUUUUAUACCCUACCACUUUAGAGACAUACACAUUAUGAAAUUUAUUACGAAAUUUAUUUAGAUUUAUAUAGAUAUAUUUCAUACUAAAAAUUGUAUCUUGUUUGGACUCGUAUAUUAAAGGUUAUAAAAAAUAUUAACUUUUACAUUCUUUAAGUUCACCUUGGCACUAAUGUUUACCUACUUCAAUUGGAACUGUUUACAUACUGCACACCUAGAUCUAAAGUGCGAUCAACUAAAAAAAAAACAAUUUUUUGCACAGUUCAAUCCAUAUGACUUACCUCCAAUUAAUUCAAAUUUUUUUUUUCAUGACUAUGUACAAUAACUAAAAAACUUCUGUUUUUGCAUUAAUUGCGUUGAAUCUGUAGGAUCCACAAGCAGUUAUAUUGUCUAGGUAUGCUAUAUGUAAACAUUUAUAGUUUGCUUGAAUUUUUUGAUCCGAUAAGUACUUAUGUAUUGUCAAUUUAGUUAUCGUUAUUCUUACCAAAAAAGAACCAUUGGGAUUAAAUUAAACUACAUGUUAGUACUUAUGUAGUGUGAGAACAAUAGUAACACAUCAGUGCAUGUCAUAGUUUUUGAUCAAUUUUUGUCGUACAAUUCCCAAAAAAGAUUUUAUAUUAUAGUAGCAGCAGAUGAGCUGUUUUGAUUUCCCUGCGAACCAAACUUCUCGAAUUAUAACGAAAUCGUUAAGAGUAUCCGAAUUCUGUAUCGCUUUUUUACGAAUUUUCAAAGAUAAUCGUAUGGAAUGGUUGCCACGAAUUCGUAAAGAAAUCUUUGUACUAUUUCUUAUAGAAAAUUAAAAAAAAAAAAUCUUCACAUCUCAGCACUAUUGUCAAUGCUUUACCCGUUUUCUUCCGAAAUUUCGUAAAAGCAUCGAAGUGUGCACAGUAUAUUUCAUUUUAAAAAUUGCUGCAAAAAGUCGGAAAGGGAAAUAAUGAGAUCCUUACGACUUCUUUAAGAUUUCUCUACUAUUCAGAAUACUCUGAAAACAUACACCCGUUUGCACCCUGCAAAUUAUUUGGUCUCUACAUUGCCAAAUAUUUAUGCAUGUAUAUAUUUAUUUCACAAACAUUUUAAAAUGAUAAAUAAUUACAUAGAUGUUUGUAUAUAUGUACAUACAGGGUGUCCAAGAAGUACUACGGCAAACUUGACUACAACGUAGGUGGGAGUGAGUUCCCUGAUAAGCAAACAUUCUUCUUAUAAAAGUGUCACCGUUUUUGGAAUAUUAAUAUUUUUUUGAAUUCAAAAAAAUCGGUCCUUUUCAUGUAUUUUUAACUGCAUGUACAAACGAGGCUAUAUUUAGUAAUUUUUUUCUGUAAAAUACUUCCUGAUAGUUGCUUCACUAUAUUCAAAUACAAUGUAGUUAAGAGAUAUAAAGGAACCAUAAUAAAACUAAGACUAAUUUGAUAUUUUUAACUUUUUGAUAUUUUCUUCCCCAAAUUUGACCAUCUGUGAAAAGAAUGUACUGAGCUACGUCUGCACAUUACA
Rhagoletis zephyria (snowberry fruit fly) is the source of this 4650-nucleotide messenger RNA. RefSeq lists its product as uncharacterized. NCBI's taxonomy places the organism in Eukaryota, Metazoa, Arthropoda, Insecta, Diptera, Tephritidae. The record is from RefSeq and is a predicted model, not a curated record.